GUGUGGCCUCCUCUUCUUACUCUUCUCUGAAAGGAACUGACUCAGGUUUACUCCUUAGGAACAUGGGUCCUCAGAACUCUCCAGCCCAAACUGGUGGUGUCAUCCCCUCUGCUUCCUGCCUGAAUAAAGUCCAAAGCCUGCCUCCAGUACCCAGGCUAUGUUCAGUACUUCUGCCUUCCUCCUCCUACCUCCAAAUCUACUCAUCCCAGUCCUGCAGCAGGCCUGCCUUUUCUCAUACCACUUUACAUCUGGAAUAGCCAACCUGCCCCUCCCACUCUACAUCUGGAAAGCCCAGCUCAAAAGCACCAUUUUUGUCAUCAUUGCCCCUCUCCCCAGGUCUUUCUAAUUCCUUCCUUCGCAGCGCUUCUCUGGACUCCCCCACACACCUCCCUGCUCAUCCCAAAUUCAGGAGCUUCUCAGAGCCAUCGUUUUAUGUUUAUACUUGUGAGACCUGAUGACUCCCCACCAAGCAUCCUGCCAAUUUCCUUGGAACCUUUGCUCAUGACAAUUCGAGAUGAGUGUUACCUGCUAGGGAAAGAGAUCUGUAUCUGGGGCCUUCAGCUGAGUAACCCAGAGAUUGCCAGACUGGCUUCACUUCUGGAAUUGAAGGGGCGCGCCACCUGCCCAUUUACCACCCUGGAACUCAUUGACUGCAGGAUGGAUCUGUGGUCUCUGCAGAGACUGGGCAGGGCUCUGCCAUGCAGCUAUUUGCAUUCUCUUGUCCUGGAUUACUGCAGAUUUGGAAAUGAAGAAAUUGAGAGUAUUUUCUCAGGCCUGGAGAACAACCAAAGGCUUCAAGUCCUCAGUCUGCGCUACUGUGGCCUGGGGCCACAAAACGGGCCACGGCUGGGCUCCAUCAUAUGCCAGAGCUCCAUUUGUGAGCUGCACCUUGAUGGCAAUUACUUACAGUGUUCUGGAGCCCUGGCUCUCCUCAGACCCAUAGCAGAGUACGCAGAGAUGCAGGGGAAAGACCAGCCAGACACCAGGAACUCCCCUCAGCAGCUGCAGGCCAAACAGAGGGCAAGUUCAACUUCGAACCAGAUUACAAAGCCGUCUGGUGCUGAAACAGGGAAAACUGCUUCAGGGAAGGAGAGGAGAAAAAAAGGAAUCAAAAAAAUUAAAGAUUCGGCUGGUCCUUGGUUAGUGAAAUUGUAUUUGGCAGAUAAUGGCAUAGAUGGAAAAGGAAAAGAAGGAGAAAAUGGCUUGUUGGAAUUCACUCAAAUUUUGACAUGUCUGAUCAAAUACUCUGCUCACUUAAGGGAAAUUGACCUUGGAAACAAUGUCCUGGGAGAAAUGGCUGCUACUGACAUACUUGAAGCAUUAAGAGCCAGAAAGACAGGUAAAUGUCCAGUCUUAAAAAUUACAGUCACUCCUCAAAUCUCUUCAGAAACCUUCAGAUCUAUUUGGAAAAAUAGCAAGAAAUCUAGUAUCACCUGUAAAAAGAAGAAAAAGGUAUGCUCUCGGAUGUCUGUGUCUGUGAAUUUCAGCCACCAGGGGAGUGCUGUAUGGAUUCCUGGGCACUAAACUGGGGUAGAUGCCAUCCUCAGCAGAUUUUGCACUUGAUAAAAUCAUGAGAAUUUUGGUUCUGGGUAACAGUAUCCUUGUGAUGGAUGAUGAUUGGACAAAGGACAAGUAGUAAGGGAACAACAUAGUUCCCUCAAAUGUUAGUGCAAAUCUUGCCUCCUGUCUUCAACUUUCCCACUUCCCACCCGAAUCCUGGUUCCUGUUAGCUUAUUGUGGAUUUGAAAUGGUGAAUUUACUCAAACUAUUUAUGAAGCAUGUGGGAUCUAUUAGGGGGUAAUGAUUUACAUAUGUUUGCUCUUUAUUGUAUGAAGUUGAACUUCCUUUUUUUUUUUUUAAUUUGUGAUUCUUGUUCAUUAUUUCACAGGCUAAAAACUGAAUGUGGAUGCCAUAUCUUUUUAUGGGUGCUAUCUAUCUUCAUAGCCUAGAAAGAUAUUGCUUGUUCAAUAAUAAUAGUUUUCACUGGAACCGUGCCUCUUUCAAGUUCUAAAUUUUGAUGACUAUUUUAUGAAAGUUCAAAGUAGUGUUAAUCCUAUAAUGCUUGUCAUUUUCGAAAAUGUAGGUUUCACAAGUUGGCCUUAGUAAAAAUAGGUAGGAUUCUUCUCUGGGGCUUCUUAGGUGCAUGUGAAAUUUAUAAUUUAAAGGAAGUCAUGAUCUCUAAGAAAGAAAGAAACUACUUCCAUAUCUAUAGUUGGGAACAAUUGGAGUAUUUGGAAGUAAUAACCACUUUCUGAAAGACAGCAUCUCCCAAAAUGGGGAUCUUCCCCAAAUGAGGAAACUUCUAAUCACUUUAUCCCCCUGCCCCAUGAAGAUAUCUGCUCCAUGGGAAAGGCAAGAGGUACGGUUGACCGAUGUAUGGAUGAUAAAUUGGAUUAGUUGAAAGUCAUAUGUAUGACAAUAUGGUGCAGGGAUGAAAAACAUGGACUGGGGAAUGAAAUGGACUGAAAUUUUCUGGAAAACUGCUGCUUUCCAGGUGUGUGACAUUAGCCAAGUCAGUGAGCUUCGCUGAGCCUCAGUUUUCCCUGAUGCAAGAUACAGAUAAGAAUAGCACCUGUCUCAUGAGAUGACACAUAUCAAGCAUUUUGGGACAAUACUCGUUUCAUAGUGCAUGCUCAAAUAUAAAUAUUAGUGGCUACUAUUAUUGUUGAUGUUAGAAUUGAAUGUUUCCAGUUAUUUCACUUGGAACAGCUACACA
Herpailurus yagouaroundi (jaguarundi) is the source of this 2716-nucleotide messenger RNA. RefSeq lists its product as uncharacterized. Gene Ontology annotation, biological process: cell migration; regulation of Arp2/3 complex-mediated actin nucleation; regulation of angiogenesis. The record is from RefSeq and is a predicted model, not a curated record. Gene Ontology annotation, cellular component: plasma membrane; angiogenin-PRI complex; nucleoplasm. The transcript has 9 exons. Gene Ontology annotation, molecular function: ribonuclease inhibitor activity. Lineage: Eukaryota; Metazoa; Chordata; Mammalia; Carnivora; Felidae. Bases 433 to 1524 code for a protein of 363 amino acids.